Molecule: messenger RNA, 2973 nt
Organism: Dacryopinax primogenitus
Lineage: Eukaryota; Fungi; Basidiomycota; Dacrymycetes; Dacrymycetales; Dacrymycetaceae
Exons: 4
Coding region: 1-2880 (959 amino acids)
Molecular function (GO): FAD binding; oxidoreductase activity; protein binding
Source: RefSeq, a predicted model, not a curated record
AUGGCCUUCCCAGUCGUCUUCCUCUCCCUGUUCGUGGGGCUCGUCUCUGCCCUCCCGUCCGGAAGAGCCGACCUCGACUCUUGCCUCUCUUCCUCCGGCGCGUCGUUCGUCACUUCCUCCUCUUCCAGCUGGUCGAGCGCUAUCGCAGCCUUCAACCUGCGAUACACCUACCAGCCAGCGGCAGUCGUCUACCCCUCAACCUCCGCAGAGGCAAGUGCGGCUGUUCAGUGCGCGGCUGACGCCGGAGUCCCCGUCUCCGCACGUAGUGGUGGGCACAGUUACGCCGCCUACGGCCUGGGCGGAGCAGACGGCUUCCUCGUCGUCGACCUGUCCAACUUCAACACCGUAUCCCUCGACACCUCUUCGGGGCAUGCGAUCGUCGGCACUGGCCUGCGCCUGGGGGAGUCCCGCGAAUGGGGGCUCACUCUUGACCGGAUGAUCGGCGCCGAGCUCGUCCUUGCUAACGGCACAGUCGUCUCCGUCAGUGCGGACUCGUAUCCGGAUAUCUUCUGGGCCAUAAGGGGCAGCGCGCCCUCCUUUGGCGUCGCGCUCAGCUACACGUUCUCUACCCUCACCGCACCGGAAACGAUCAGCUACUUCACCUACGCCUUCUCGGCUCCUGCUGCUCAGGCACUCCUCGCCCUCCAAACCUAUGGCGAGAACGCCGACUCAAAGAUAGGGAUGGAGAUGGUCAUCGGCUCGGACGGGUGGUCCUACACCGGCGCGUACAUCGGUUCCUCCACCGACCUGGACACGGCCCUCGGCCCCCUGCUCAAUACGCUCCCAGAACCGUCAACCCAGAGCGUGCAGGAACUGGGCUGGCUGGACUACCUCAUUGCCGUAGGUGGGUCUGGGACGCUGAGCACCAGCGCGCCAGAUGUCACGGAUACGUUUUACGCCAAGUCUGCUAUUGUGCCUUCUACUGGGCUGCUCAGUAACGCAGACGCAGAGGCGUUCAUCGACUACCUCAACACCCAGGGCCCGGGGAGCAACACCAACUGGUUUGUCGAGGUGGAGCUGUACGGCGGUGCGCAGAGUUCGAUCUGUCAGCACCCGGAGGACUCGACGGCCUAUGGGAACCGGCAGGGCCUGCUCACUUUCCAGCUCUACGCUUCGUCCUCGAACUUCCUCCCGCCCUAUCCGGACGAGGGAUUCACAUUCGUCGACGGGAUGUUCAACGCUCUGGCGCAAAACAGGACUGUGCCGCUGGACUAUUACCCGAAUUAUGUGGAUGAUAGGCUUACGGAUAGCCAGUGGCACUCGGCAUACUAUGGGACGAACUACCAGAGGCUGUUGACGAUCAAGCAGGAGGUGGAUUCUAAUGGAGUGUUUGCAUACCCGCAAGCUAUUGGCAAGAACGUCGAUCGAUAUCCUGUGGCGACACUGAGCAUACCACCAGCAACUUAUAUCUUUCCAACAGCGUCUCCACCCUCAGCCGGUAUAUCCCCCAUGUACAGUACAGGAUUCGUCUACGCUCUCUUCGACUUUGUGGCUUCGGACGAGGAUGAGAUCUCAUUCCGCGCAGGGGAGAGGAUCGACGUGCUCGACAAGGACGACGAGUUCGCCGAUGGAUGGUGGCGUGGCCGAAAUCGAGCAGGCGACGUAGGGAUCUUCCCUGUCAAUCAUACCUCGCCCUACAAAGCGGACGUGCCCGUAGGCCUGCGUCCAGCAACAAGUGUGCGCAAAGCCGGGCACGGCUCCCAGACUCCCGGUAGCAACAACAGCAACGGUGGGAGAUACGGGCGUGCGCGGUCUGCCGAGUUGGCUGAGGAGGAAGGCACCAGGUCGAGUUGCCCGACAGGGCAUAUGCAUGCGCGGCCCAAGCUCCAGAGGGCUAACACGCCCUCGCGCAUGAGCUUGCCGACGUUCUCCUCCCCUUCAGCCUCACUGGCAUUGCCGCAUCCACGGCCUCUCACACCAGUAACGGGAAACGGCACCGACACGGGUACAUUGCUCCCUAUGCCCUCCCCACCGUGGGUCUACCCGCAUCCGAUGGCAUCACCCGCCAUCUCAGCCGUGUCCGGACUGCAUACCCCUCUCUCACCCGGAACGCCGAAGUCGCCUAGUACGAUGACGCUCGCCAGUUUGCCGCUGUCACCAGCGUCCUCCAGCACCACGGGCGGAGUAUUCCCAAGCGACUUUAUCGCUGUCCCUCCCUCGCCCCCACAUGCACAUCCACCUCUAGCGAGCCCAGCAAGUGCAGGGACAGCGACUCCCUCCCAUCCGCAACCGAUGACCCUUCCCAACCCUAUCCCCAUCCCGGCCUCAAGCCCAAGGCCCAUGUCAGUCCAGAUCCCGCUGCAGCACCCAGGCCCGCUGCUCUCCCCUCCCAUGGGUAGCCCAUUCUCCGGCGUACCCACUCCCCCCCGUCUUUCCCCUGCCCUCCCCGUCACCCCACCCCACCUCCCCCCUCCCGAACCCUUCCCCCUUGCUGCGGAGCCCGAGCACUUGAAGACGAUCAACCACCCCGGUAUCCCCUCGUCCUGGACAACGGACUACGUCGUCUCACACCUCUCUAAGCGGGGGUUUGACAGCUCCGUCCAAUCCGCAAUGCUGGCGCACGAUAUCUCCGGCGACGUGCUCUUGUCGCUAGACCUGAGGGUGAUGAAAGAAGAGCUGGGGAUCUUAGCGUAUGGGAAGCGGGUGAGGUUGGAGAAGGUAGUUGGGGAGCUAAGGAGGCUAGAGGAGAGAGUAGAGGAGAGAGAGGAGUGCGUGAGAUGGGAAGGACUUAGAGAGGAAGCGGGUAGGCGGAGUCGGGAGAGUGCAGAGAGAGCGCCGGAAAUGCAUGGGUUGGAUCUGGCAGCACAGAGUGCUGAGCUGAACAGGACAAGCCUCCUCUUGCCAGAAGGACCGCCGCCUUAUACGCUUGGAUUGGGAUAGGGGCUCGGGAAGGAUUCGCAUGAACUUUAAGCUUCUGAAGAAUAACGGCCCCUGUCUUUGUUGGCUUGGAAGGGGAUGGAUACGCACGAUGAA